This is a messenger RNA of Eruca vesicaria subsp. sativa (arugula), 296 nucleotides long. Lineage: Eukaryota; Viridiplantae; Streptophyta; Magnoliopsida; Brassicales; Brassicaceae. The record is from the annotation of a GenBank genome assembly.
ACCCUGCUACUAAUAAAGAUGUUCACUUCUUAAAAUAUCCUAUAUACGUAGGUGGAAAUAGGGGAAGGGGUCAGAUUUAUCCUGAUGGUAGCAAAAGUAACAAUACAGUUUAUAAUGCUACGGCAGGAGGGAUAAUAAGCAAAAUUAUACGAAAAGAAAAAGGGGGAUACGAAAUAACCAUAGUGGAUGCAUCGAAUGAACGCCAAGUAAUUGAUAUUAUCCCUCGAGGCCUAGAACUUCUUGUUUCAGAGGGCGAAUCCAUUAAACUCGAUCAACCAUUAACGAGUAAUCCUAAU